CGAUUCCGUACGUAGUUCUCGAGAAGAUCAGCUCUCCGUAGCGUAGGAUCGCAGAGGGAGCAUUUCGCCGAGAGCGCACACACGCAUAUAUAUAUAUAUAUAUAUGCGCGAAGUUGCCGAGGAACGGAGGUGUGCGGCAGGGCGCGGGAGCCCCUCGCGGGAGCGCCUCGCGCCGGGAGCAUGGCCGACGCUCGCGCAGAGUGCAGCAUCCGAGUGCUGUGCCGCUUUCGCCCUUUCAAUGAUGCCGAGGUCCGGCGAGGGGACCUCUUCUUCCCCACCUUCCAGGGGGACGACACCGUCGUUGUCGGGGGAAAGUCUUACAUCUUUGACCGGGUGUUUCCCACCAACACUACGCAGGAACAGGUCUACAACACCUGUGCCAAACAGACAGUGAAAGAUGUUUUGUCAGGAUACAAUGGCACCAUUUUUGCCUAUGGACAGACCUCCUCUGGGAAGACCUAUACCAUGGAGGGGAAGCUGCACGAUGAACAGCAAAAGGGAAUAAUUCCCAGGAUUGCUAGUGAUAUUUUCAACUACAUCUUUACUAUGGAUGAGAACCUGGAGUUCCAAAUCAAGGUGUCAUAUUUUGAAAUAUAUAUGGAAAAAAUCCGGGACCUUUUGGAUGUAUCCAAAACCAACCUGUCAGUCCAUGAGGAUAUGAACCGAGUCCCUUAUGUAAAGGGUUGUACUGAACGUUUUGUGUCCAGCCCUGAAGAAAUUAUGGAUGUCAUUGACGAGGGAAAGGCCAAUCGCCAUGUUGCUGUUACAAACAUGAAUGAACACAGCUCCCGCAGCCAUAGCAUCUUCCUAAUUGACAUCAGGCAGGAGCAUUUGGAGACAGAGCAAAAACUCAGUGGGAAACUCUACCUUGUGGAUCUGGCUGGCAGCGAGAAGGUCAGUAAGACGGGUGCUGAAGGAGCUGUGCUGGAUGAGGCCAAGAACAUCAACAAGUCGCUGUCGUCGCUUGGCAACGUCAUUUCUGCACUGGCCGAGGGUUCUAAAGUCCAUGUUCCAUACAGAGAUAGCAAGAUGACCCGGAUCCUGCAGGACUCACUAGGGGGGAACUGUCGCACCACCAUGUUCAUUUGCUGCUCCCCUUCCAGCUUUAAUGAUGCGGAGACCAAGUCCACUCUCAUGUUUGGACAACGUGCAAAGACCAUCAGGAACACCGUUUCUGUAAAUGUUGAGCUGACGGCAGAGCAGUGGAAGAGGAAGUAUGAGAAGGAGAAGGACAAGAGCAAGAACCAGAAGGAGACCAUAAAAAUGCUGGAGGCUGAACUGAACUGCCGACGUAAUGACCUGCUCCUUCCCCGUCUUCAAGGAGAGAACAUUCUGGAAAGAGAGCCGCUGGAGGCCCUUGGCAGCAGAAGCUCCUCCAUUAUGAUCUGCAUCUCGGAGGAGGAGCGGAAGAAGUACGAGGAGGAGAUCGACAGGCUGCACAGCAAGCUGGACGAUAAGGAUGAUGAAAUACUGAAGCACAGCCAGGUGGUGGAGGAGCUGAGGGAGCACAUGAGGGAGCGUGACAAGCUGGUGGCAUCAAUACGCAGGCAUAGCGAAGACGUGCAGACGCACAUGCGCCGGCUGCAGGGGGAGAACGACUGUGCCAAGGUCGAGGUGGAGGAGGUGUUGCAGGCCUUGGAAGAGUUGGCCCUUAACUAUGACCUCAAGAGCCAGGAGGUGGAGGACCAGAGCCUGCAAAGUCAGCUGCUGGCUGCAGAGCUUGCCCAGAAAAUGACGCACCUGCAGGCCCUGGAGACAGAGCUGUCACGCAUGCAAAAAGAGAGCGGACAGCAGCGGAAACGGAUUGCGAAGGUGCUCAACGGCCUCAUGCAGGACCUUAGCGAGUUCAGCAUGGUUGUAGGGAACAGGAAGAUCAGACUGCCAGUGGAAGUCAGCAGUGCCCUGGAGGAGGAGUUUACGGUGGCACGGAUUUACAUUGCCAAGAUCCGGUCGGAGGUGAAGUACAUGGUGAAGCGCUGCCGGCGGCUGGAGAACCUGCAGCAGGAGUGCCAUCGUAAGAUGCAGGAGACAGGGAGUGAACUGUCCUCCUGCCAGCUGCUCAUCUCACAGCAUGAGGCGAAUAUCCACUCGCUGACAGAGUGCAUGCAGAACGUGGAGAUGACAAAGAGGGAGCUGGAGGACAGUUUCCAUGCACUUAGUGAGGAAAUGGCAAUACUCCAGGGCCAGGAUUCUCCGGAGAAAGAGAGGAACAAGAAAGAGCCGCGAGAGGGAAGCAGCGUAAAGGAAGAGGAGCGUCACCGCGAAGCCCCCUACAAGCAGUUUGGACAUCUGCAAGACGACAUCAACAAGAAGCAAAAGAUCAUCGGAGAGCUGAAAGACCGGAACCAGAAGCUUGAGUUGGAGUUGGAGCAGCUACGCAGUGACUUUGCGUGUCUUUGGAGCCAAGAGCAGGAGAAGAGUAAACAAGUGGAGGAACUUAGAUCCCAGCUUGAGCAGUGUGACUCGUCAAGGCAGGGUGUCAAGGAGCUGGAGAGGACGGUGAAUGAACUUCAACGGCUCCACUACCUGCGGAAAUUAUUUGUUCAGGAACUCACAGCUCAGUAUAGUAACAUUGCAGAAGUGGGGCUCGGUGAGCGUGAGGGAGCAACUACCCAGAAGGAGAGGAUCUCCUUCCUUGAGAACAACCUGGAACAUCUCACCAAAAUUCAUAAGCAGUUGGUACGGGACAACAUGGAGCUGCGCAGCGAUCUUCCCAAACUGGAGCGACGUCUUCAGCGCACCGCCGAGAGGGUCCGAGCUCUUGAGGGAGCCCUGCGGGGGGCGAAGGCAGGGGCUGCCAGGGACCGUCUUUUCUAUCUGCAGGAAGUGGAGCGCCUCAAGGAUUUCAUGAAGUCCAGGAGGUCCCAUCACUGUCCCUGUCCUGCACCGACAGCCAGGCUGUGCGCCCCUCGAUGCUCCUCCGCCGGCCGUCAUGUCGGAAGUGCUCGAGACUCCCCUGUCAGCUUCAGCAACGCAAUGUUCCAGCGCAACGUUCCAUGUCAUCCCCUACAGACGAACACAGCGCCCCUCGGCACAAGUGCCAACAAGACCAGCUAUACACAGUCCCCUAACUCAUGUACGCUCCAAGCCAACAGUGGCAAAAUAAGGGACAUCAAUGACAAUAGUGAAAUGGAGACCCCAUCCAAACUGUACAGCAGUGAGCAGGAGGCAGAUCCAGUCCAAUGACACAGGGGGUGAGAGCAUCCACUGAGUUCCAAGACACCAGGUCUUCCCACAUCUCCCCGAUGAACCCGCAUGUCCGCUGCCAGCAAUUUAGCACCUCUUCUGAAUCCCACAUUUCCCCUGUAUGCAUUUCCAUGGCAGCCUGUGCUCUCUGUUCGAUGUCCUGAAUUCUCCUUUAUAAUUCCAUAGUUUACACUGAUACUGAAUAGUGUUGAAAAGUACAACUUUUAAAACCACCCAUCAGUCCCCGGUGGUUCUCUCCAACUCUUGAGGCAUUAUCACAGCUGUUAAUGUCUUCUGUUUUUAGUGCUAUUAACAAUGAUGUUGGUGUACCGUUUUCUUUUUGCAUUUUAAUGUGGAUGUGGCUAAGGUUCAGAUCACAAAAUAUAGAAAAUAUCAGGCUGCUCUACUGUAAUCAAAACAAUGAGGUUUGACACGAUCAUCUCAUUACAUUUUGUCUCACUGUGAACCAAGGAAGAAGAAACAUCUACAUAACCCAGAAACCAAGCUUGAUCUAAAGGCUAUAAUGAGGGGUAGAUUUGUAAACUACAGUAUCCAUCAAAAUUCCUAAUUUUCCACGCUACCCCUCUUCUUCUUCAUCAGUUUGUCUGGUCACGUAGAAGAAGAGAGGUCCAUAGGGUUGCAGAGUAGAGGCUGGGGUUGGUUGAGGCAAAUUCAAGCUUCUCCAAAGUUAUAGUGCCUGGUUCCUCCUUUAUCUCAGGACGAUACUACCAAACACUCAUAGUCUCAGGUCCUAGAGUAGAUACAACAUCCUAGCUUUUCCAGCUGCAUUGUGAAUCAUAGGCUUUAAGCAUGAGACUAAUGCGAUCAAGCAUGCAACAUACCAUGCAGAUGGCCCCUCUGCACCUUCCUUCAAGCUCUUUUCCUUUAGUACAAACAAAACGGAGAAAGGAGGUAGCACUUUCUUUUGCACUGUUAUUUUUGCACAUAAAAUAUGUCCUGUACAUGUGUGCCUGAGUUUGCUGUAUGACAGUGAAUGGAGAAAAGCAAGAUCAAAAUGAGAGUUAUCGUUGUUGACAUAUUUGUUUUGAUUACUUAAGUGUGUAUAUCGUAUAUGAAGUGGGACGUGCCCACAGUUCC
Scleropages formosus (Asian bonytongue) is the source of this 4284-nucleotide messenger RNA. It is a transcript of the gene kif5aa, whose product is annotated as kinesin family member 5A, a. The transcript is spliced from 29 exons. Gene Ontology annotation, molecular function: microtubule binding; microtubule motor activity; ATP binding. The coding region runs from base 181 to 3186 and encodes 1001 amino acids. The record is from RefSeq and is a predicted model, not a curated record. Gene Ontology annotation, biological process: microtubule-based movement. NCBI's taxonomy places the organism in Eukaryota, Metazoa, Chordata, Actinopteri, Osteoglossiformes, Osteoglossidae.